AUAAUGAAUCGGAAAGUUUGAAUAAUUUACAAAAUGUUUUGGAAGAAUUUGAAGCAGAAGCUGUUGAGGGAAUACAACGUCGUCUUUCAACAACUUCUAAAGAAUUAUCAGAAUUUAAAGAGCGUGCAUUGUUAGCAGAGGAACAAUUAACACAAACAAAGGAAGAGGCUAGUCGGACAUCAUUAUAUGAAAAAGAAAUCAAAGAAAAGAAUUUAUUAAUUGGAAAACUGCGACAUGAAG
This is a messenger RNA of Dentiscutata erythropus, 240 nucleotides long. Lineage: Eukaryota; Fungi; Glomeromycota; Glomeromycetes; Diversisporales; Gigasporaceae. The record is from the annotation of a GenBank genome assembly.